AGAGACACCAACUGUCUCUGGUUGGUUGACGUCUAUCUUUGGUGCGUUUGUGAUGUUUUGAGUCCAUAUAACCUUACAUAUUUACGCGGAUGUGAAUAGGUUUUUUUUUAAAUAAUUUUUCUUAUAAUAAUGGUGGCUAAAGUGAAAUGGAAGUUGAACUGCAGUGGUUUAGUGAUUGUUUUUUUGUACUUUUGUGCUUUUAAAUGUGCUACAGGACACAAAGCAUGUUCUCAUGUGCACCCUAAACAUCAUGAGGUUAUUCACACCCAUAUAGAGCCGGCGCAUGUGAUGAAAAAAAGGGAGGCUGAUCAACCAUUGCGGAUACUGUUGAAAUAUGAUGAUAGUGUAUAUAGAUUGGAUCAAGAGAGAUUUAAAUUAAUCAAUGACACGAUAUUACCAGAGGCAGUGAGUUUCUGGGAAAAAGCUUUAUUUGUUAGAAAAGUUGAGAACGUUAUUCGCCUUAACAGAAAAUGCAACGAAAGUCAAAUCUUCGUCAAAGAUAAUUACACGCACUGCAUAGAUGCGUGCAAGGAAAAAACGAUGUGCGGAGAAGUCGAAGUUCCUGAAGACCAUCUAGACGUAUGCAGAAUAUGUAACGCCACCGGACAAGAUUGCCGCGUAGCCGAAGGCUCCACCGCCGGCAACGGCAUACGAAAUUACGAUUUCGUUUUCUACGUGUCGGCCAUGCAGACAGAACGAUGCAAUAAGUCCCUCACUGUCGCCUAUGCCGCGCAUUGUCAACAAGAACUCGCUCUCGAUCGUCCGAUUGCAGGUCACGCGAACCUUUGUCCAAAUAGCAUUAGCACAAAACGCCAGGAAUUGGAAAUUCUACUGUCGACCGUUAAGCAUGAAAUUCUACAUGCGUUGGGAUUUUCUGUGAGCCUUUACGCGUUUUAUCGCGAUUCGAGGGGAGAGCCGCUAACGCAACGCAGACCUGACACGGGAAAGCCACCUUUAAACGAAACCCUGCAGACUUAUCAGUGGAGCGAUUCGGUGAUAAAAACCUUCAAACGGCAAAAUUGGCUGGUGAGAUCGGGCGUGAUGAAGAGAGAUGUGCAGAUGAUUGUCACCCCGAAUGUGGUCAGAGAAGCGCGAGACUAUUUCAAUUGCUCGACUUUGGAGGGUGCCGAAUUGGAAGAUCAAGGCGGCGAAGGCACGGCACUAACUCAUUGGGAGAAAAGAGUUUUUGAGAAUGAAGCGAUGACUGGAACUCACACCCAGAACCCGAUCAUAUCUAGAAUAACAUUGGCAUUACUGGAAGACACUGGCUGGUAUGUGGCGAAUUAUUCCAUGGCCGGGGAGAUGUCAUGGGGAAAAAAUUUGGGCUGCGAUUUUGUGACGAAAAGUUGCAAGGAAUGGAUUACCAUGAAGGCAGCCAAAGGCUUUUCAAUUCACCCGUUUUGUAAUAAAUUGAAGCGCGAACCUCUUCAAACAGAAUGUACCGAUGACCGCACUUCAGUCGCUCUCUGCAACCUUGUACAACACGCACAACAAUUACCCAAGCUCUAUCAGAAUUUUGACUACAUCCAACAUGUGGAUCCAGGCAAAGAGGGUUACUACGGUGGAUCAGUCACAUUGGCAGAUUAUUGUCCUUACAUUCAGGAAUUUACAUGGCGAUCGAAGAAUGUUAUAGUACGUGGUUCACAUUGCCAAUACGUUGAGAACAAUCCUAAGCCGGAUAAAAAUUUUGCGUUGGAAAAAUACGGAGAAAAUUCCCGGUGCUUCGAGCAUACAAACCAGAUGUGGGAGGAAAGAUCUUGCAGACAGAUGAGGCAAUGGCAGCAUUGGGGAAGCGGUUGCUAUGGUUACCGAUGUCAAAAUGGUAGAUUACACAUUUUGGUUGGAAAUUAUUCUUAUGAGUGUUAUCAUGCGAAUCAGGAGAUAUCAAUUCGAAUUAUUAGCAAUGGUUGGCUACAUAAGGGGGCCGUUAAAUGUCCCCCUUGUAAAGAAAUAUGCGCGAAGGAGUUUAAAGCCCGAGGGGAGAGAUGUAAACUGGGGGAUGAGUCCCCACCCUCGACUUCCUAUCCCAGGGAUGACCUACAUUGCGGUUCAAAUAGCUUGAUAAUAUCAAGUUACGUAUGGUUUUUGUCGCUUAUACCGAGCCUGUACGCCAGAUUAAGUAUUAAUUAACUAAAAAGUUUUUAAUUUUUUUAAUUUAGUCGCAAUUGUGUCAUAGUAGUUUUGAAACACUCAGUAUAAUACUUAUAGGCGUUUUUAUUUAGUAGUAUUUUUCGAUAUUGGUCAUUCCAUUUGUCUAACCGUACUCCUAAUUUUUAUAUUAACAUUAUCAACAUUUAUACUGCAUCACCCCAAUUAUUAUGCAAUAUAAAUGUUGGUGAUUAUAUACAUAUAUGCUGAAAUUUUAAGCAAGUCGGGAUGUUCAAUAUAUUGUGAUAUAAUAACAAUAAAAAACGUGUAGACAAAAAAGGGAUAUAUAGUUCAAAAUUGUAUUGCUUCUUUUAUUUUUUAUUUGUAUAUAUUUUCAUUAUAAGGUUAUGCAAACAAGACUGAAAAUUUAUUAACGUAAAAAUCCGUCGUAAAUUUAAAAAAAAAUGCCACCUUUGUUAUUCAAUGUAACCCCUAUAAGUAAACACACAAUCCUUCCAUAUUUAAUGUAUGGGUGUAAAUAACAAAUAAAUGUAUGGUAGCUAUAGUUAUUAGAAUUAUCCCAAAAAUUAGACUAUUUCUACAAAUAUAUUUUCCUAAUAUUGCGUUUAAUUUUUGCGAUAUUUCUUCUUUUACUACACUCAUCAACAUUUAUCAUCCCAUUAAUAUGAUAUAUGUAUAAAGAAAUAUGCCCUU
Brassicogethes aeneus is the source of this 2802-nucleotide messenger RNA. The record is from the annotation of a GenBank genome assembly. Lineage: Eukaryota; Metazoa; Arthropoda; Insecta; Coleoptera; Nitidulidae.